UCACUUCGUGCCGGACUCCGCUCGGGGAGGUGUCGCGCACUGACGGCGUCGCCAUGGAGCUGAGGGCGGGUGUUUCCAAAGAGGACAUUCGUGGGCAGAUUUGGGACUACAUGGAGGCGCGGAAUUUAGCUGAUUUUCCCCGGCCUGUUCAUCACAGGAUUCCCAACUUCAAGGGCUCUUUUCUGGCUUGCCAAAACAUCAAAGACCUCGAGGUUUUUGCCAGAACGCAGGAAGUUAAAGUGGACCCUGAUAAACCGCUGGAAGGCGUCCGGCUGCUGGCGCUGCAGAGCAAAAAAACAUUGUUGGUUCCAACACCACGACUGAGAACGGGGUUGUUUAAUAAGAUCACACCACCCCCCGGAGCAACUAAAGACAUCUUGAGAAAAUGUGCCACCUCUCAGGGCGUGAGGAACUACAGCACUCCCGUGGGCUUGGAUUCCAGGGUCCUUGUGGACUUAGUGGUGGUGGGGUCCGUGGCUGUUUCUGAAAAAGGCUGGAGAAUUGGGAAGGGAGAAGGUUAUGCCGACCUUGAAUACGCCAUGAUGGUGUCGAUGGGAGCGGUCAGCCAGGAGACGCCAGUGGUCACCAUCGUCCACGACUGCCAGGUUGUCGACCUACCUGAAACCCUCCUCGAGGAUCACGACCUCACCGUGGACUAUAUUCUCACUCCAACUCGAGUCAUCACCACGGGGUGUGAGCGCCCCAAGCCAGCAGGAAUUGUGUGGUCUAAGAUCAGCUGUGAGAUGAUGGGGAAAAUGCCAGUCCUCAGAAGCCUGCGCUGCCGAGAGGAGCAGGCCGGGAAGGACGUCACCCUUCAGGAUAAACACUGGAGCCUUCCGGGUGCCCGGGCCGCCCUGAGCACCAUCAGAAGCCCGCGGGAGCUGCCCUCGCUGGAAUCGGGCUCCUUGCAGGGGGAGGAUGUGCCGUCCAGCACUGUUUACGUCGGGAACCUCCCCCGGGACGCCCGGGUGAGUGAGCUGAAGCGAGCCCUCAGCGCACGGGGCGCGGCGCCCUCACGGCUCACUUGGCAGGGGCCGCAGCGCAGGGCCUUCCUCCACUACCGGGACCCGGCCGAGGCCUGGCAGGCCAUCUCCCGCUUGCAGGGCUUCUGUCUGGGCGCCAACACAGCGAGGGUGGCGCUGGCCAGGCAUCAGGGGGCCAGUGGCCCGGUGGGCAGCCACGCUGGAGAGCCACACCCUAACCCGUGACAACAUCCCGCUCCGGCCUCCGGCGAACUUCAGAGCCCAGCACAGCGGGGUGUGGUGGAGCUUUGCUGCACAAGCUGCUUUGAGUUCAGUCC
Messenger RNA from Mesoplodon densirostris (Blainville's beaked whale), 1300 nucleotides. It is a transcript of the gene MTHFSD, whose product is annotated as methenyltetrahydrofolate synthetase domain containing. The record is from RefSeq and is a predicted model, not a curated record. The transcript is spliced from 8 exons. Gene Ontology annotation, molecular function: RNA binding. The coding region runs from base 54 to 1208 and encodes 384 amino acids. Gene Ontology annotation, cellular component: cytoplasm. Lineage: Eukaryota; Metazoa; Chordata; Mammalia; Artiodactyla; Ziphiidae.